Penaeus monodon (black tiger shrimp) is the source of this 1790-nucleotide messenger RNA. RefSeq lists its product as uncharacterized. The transcript has 2 exons. The record is from RefSeq and is a predicted model, not a curated record. Bases 74 to 1672 code for a protein of 532 amino acids. Lineage: Eukaryota; Metazoa; Arthropoda; Malacostraca; Decapoda; Penaeidae.
UGAUCACGCGUUUAGUACAUCCUAUCUAGUUAGCUAGCUUAUUUUCGCCUGUUUUUCUUCUUGGUGAUUCAUUAUGUUCAGUGUUGAAAGUUUCGUUGAUAAUCCAUCAGCCGAAGCGCUGGUCGGUCUCACUAAAGCCCAGUGGAGUGAGUUAGCCGCUCACUAUUGCAUCCCUAUUCGGUCAUCCUUGCGGAAGGAUGAAAUUCGUACAUUAGUGACUGACUAUUUGUUAGAACACAAUGUACUGAGUGCGGAUGAUUUAGAGCUCUUGUGUCCUCGUGAUGUCACGAUGGCCCGCCAGUAUGACCUGGAGAGCCGUAAAUUAGACUUGGAGAUGUUUAAGGCAGAGAAUGAGCGGAUGCGUCUCAUGCAGAGACCCAAUCAGGAACGUUAUCCUCAUUUUCGUGUAGAGGAUGCAAUCAAAUUUGUUCCUAAAUUCAAUGAAACCGAACCAGAGUAUUUUUUAAUUCAUUUUGAACGUGUUGCUGCCUUGCAUGGUUGGCCCGAAGAUAAGUGGGUAUUACUUGUACAUAGCGCAUUUGUUGGCAGAGCACAAGAGGUUUUCUCAGCUCUGGAUUUGGUACAAUCACAGAAUUAUUAUGUUGUAAAAGAGGCUGUGUUAAAUGUUUAUAAAAAGGUACCAGAGGCUUAUAGACAAGAUUUUCGAAAUUGUCGUAAAGAUGGUAAACAAACUUUUGUUGAAUUUAUCCGCCAGAAGCAACUAUUGUGUAAAAAGUGGGUCGAGAGUGAACUUGAUGCACUCGAGUACGAUAAAUUAUUAGAACUCUUUAUACUCGAAGAUAUAAAGAAGUGCAUGCCUGUAAAGGUUCGCUCUCACAUUGACGAGCGUGGUCUGCGCACAUUAGCCGAGGUCGGUAGUGCCGCCGAUCAUUUCGCUCUCACUAAUCCUAACUACUAUUGCAGAUCUAAUGAACCUUCAUUCCCGUCAAACCAGCAUAAUAGUAAGAGGAUGGAGUAUAGUACCAGGAGGACUGACCUGCCAGAUACCCACAGGACUGUAAAUGCAAAGUCGUCAGAAACAGGUGGUGAGAGUAGGAAUAUUGCCUCUCGCGGAUUUAUUAGUGCUGAUGAAUCGUGCACGUCUUCUUCCCCAGUCACUAUACUACGGGACUCGGCUGCAGAUAUAUCAUUGGUGCUCAAAGAGGCUGUUCCUAACCCUGAUUGUUACACUGGAGACAUGGUAAUUAUCAAUGGAUUGAUAGGGUCCAAGAGCAUACCCAUUUGUGAAGUUUACCUCAAAUCUGAUUUAAUAUCCGGUUAUGUAAGGUUAGGUGUUGUUGAUAGGAUACCAAGUGAUGGCAUUUCAUUUCUUAUGGGUAAUGAUCUCGUUGGUGAUAAGGUGUGGCCUUGCCCUGUGGUUUCACUUUUUCCCGCGAAAGAAAACAACACUGUAGAUUUAGAGAGGGAGUAUCCCGACCUCUUCCCUGCGUGUGCUGUCACCCGGAGUGCAAGUCGUAGAACCUCCCCUCCUAUCGAAGCGCUUACAACCGGUACUACAUUGUCAGAUGAGAGCCCUUGUGAUGUAAUUACUGAGGAAUUUACUCUAGCUGAUUUUUUCGAUUCCUCUGCUAAAGUUUCAAGUAAAUGUACAUCUGAUAAUUCUGAUAUAGUGAAUUUCAAAGGCACUCCAGUUACUAAAGAAACUAAUUGAAGAACAAACUAAAGAUCCCGAUUUGAAAGUAUUUUAUGAUAGGCUUACCGAAAUAAGUGAACUUGAAAAUUCCCAUACGUGCUACUAUCUCCAGUCAGGCGUUCUUAUGCGUAAAUAU